AUUUCUUGGUACCUCUCUCUCUCUCUCUCUCUCUCUCAGCAUGCGGUCAUUGCCAGAAAGAAACGAUAACUUUAGUAGAAACUCUUACUCGCCUUCAAAAUCCUCUUCUUCGUGUUCCUCCCUCUCACCUCAGGAAGUAAAUCCUUCAUCACCCAGAAAAUCCAUGGAAGACGUUUGGAAAGAUAUAAACCUAACAUGUCUUCAAGAAUGCCCCAGCAGCACAAACCACACUGCUUUGCCUCCUGGUAUGAUCCUUCAAGACUUCUUGGCUAGACCCUUCAACAAAGACCCGCCAACUGAACCCUCCUCUGAUAGGGGCACAGAUUUCCUAAAUUCUUUAGCGACACGACCUGCCACUAUGUUAAGUUUGAAUUCUGGGUCUGAUUUUGAAAUUCUUGAAAGUGGUACUGUACCCAGAAGGCCAAACCCUCAGUUGCAUAGUCAUGCGAGAGUUGACACACCCUCUUUUGGCUCUUGGCUAAUCUCUCCCUUUGAUGCUCUGGGUUCUUCAUCGGUCUUUCCUUCCAUUUGCCAGAAAAGGCUUCAAGAAACUCACAACAACUCUACUGAUCGGAGACACAAACGAAUGAUGAAGAAUAGAGAAUCAGCUGCUCGGUCCAGGGCUAGAAAGCAGGAAUCUCUCUCUCUCUCUCUAUCAAAAAGAUGUUCUCUUUACUUAAAAAUAAAUGACCCAUGUAAUGUUUUAGUGACAUUUUUUAGUGGGUUUCUUUUCAUCCCCUUUUUAAAACAUGUUCAGGCUUACACACAAGAAUUGGAACUCGAAGUAGCACAUUUAGCGGAAGAGAAUGCUAGGCUAAGGAUGCAGCAAGAAAAGUUCCUGGCAGCUCCUGCUCAGCUUCCAAAAAAGCACAGUCUCUGCAGAACCUCAACAGCUCCAUUUUGAGAAAUACAUCUCUUUCAAGCUGUCCCAAGGACGGGAGGAAAAGUUGUUUGAAUCCAGGACACUCUGUGGGCAUUUUGUUUCCUUUAUUUUUCCAUAGCAUAUAUUCCUUGGCUUUCCUUUCCUAUCUGUACUGUAUUGCUUCUUUUCUCUUCCCCAAUGAGGAUGCUUGGCUUGGAC
This is a messenger RNA of Hevea brasiliensis (rubber tree), 1081 nucleotides long. Its product is annotated as protein FD. Lineage: Eukaryota; Viridiplantae; Streptophyta; Magnoliopsida; Malpighiales; Euphorbiaceae. Gene Ontology annotation, cellular component: nucleus. The record is from RefSeq and is a predicted model, not a curated record. Gene Ontology annotation, molecular function: DNA-binding transcription factor activity. Gene Ontology annotation, biological process: positive regulation of DNA-templated transcription.